This is a messenger RNA of Dryobates pubescens (Downy woodpecker), 3510 nucleotides long. It is a transcript of the gene NOTUM, whose product is annotated as notum, palmitoleoyl-protein carboxylesterase. The transcript is spliced from 11 exons. Gene Ontology annotation, molecular function: hydrolase activity. The record is from RefSeq and is a predicted model, not a curated record. Bases 100 to 1785 code for a protein of 561 amino acids. NCBI's taxonomy places the organism in Eukaryota, Metazoa, Chordata, Aves, Piciformes, Picidae.
GGGCAGGGCAGGGCGGGGGCUGGCCGGCUGCUGCCCCACGCGGCGCCCGGGCUGGCGGCGCCCCCGGAGCGCUCCCCGCGCACUCCGUGCCCCUCUGUCAUGCUCGCCGGCUGGGAGCGGGCGGCGGGCUCCUGCGCCGGCAGCCGCGCCGCCGAGCCCGCGCCGCCGGCGCUGUCCUCGCCGCCCUCGCCGCCCGCUGCCGACCCCCGUCCUCGCGGGCGGCGCGGCGGGGCGCGGCGGAGCGCGGGCGGUGCUGCCCGCCGCCUGGGGCUGGCUGCCGCCACGGCGAGCGGCGGGUGGCGGCGGGCGGCGAUGGGCACGGCAGCCGUGCACCUCCUGCUGCUGCUGGGGCUGCUGCACGCCGGGCCCGGCGGCGAGGGCAGGAAAGGCUGGAGGCGGCGGGGCCCGGCGGCCCGCGAUCGCGGAGAGGCGGCGGCGGCGGAGAGCUUCCCGCUGGACUUCACCGCCGUGGAGGGCAACAUGGACAGCUUCAUGGCGCAGGUCAAGAGCCUGGCGCAGUCUCUGUACCCCUGCUCGGCCCAGGCGCUGCCGCACGACCUGCGACUGCACCUCCUGCACAACGCCUCGGUCACCUGCAACGACGGCAGCCCGGCCGGCUACUACCUCAAGGAGUCCAAGGGCAGCCGGCGGUGGCUGCUGUUCCUGGAAGGAGGGUGGUACUGCUUCAACAGGGAGAACUGCGACACCCGGUACGACACCAUGCGAAGGCUCAUGAGCUCCCGGGAGUGGCCCGCGACGCGUGUGGGAACUGGGAUCCUGUCAUCACAGCCAGAAGAAAAUCCCCACUGGUGGAACGCAAACAUGGUAUUCAUCCCUUAUUGCUCAAGUGAUGUUUGGAGUGGUGCCUCUUCCAAGUCUGAGAAAAAUGAAUAUGCCUUCAUGGGAGCACUGAUCAUUCAGGAGGUCAUAAAGGAGCUGGUAGGAAAAGGUCUUGGCACUGCAAAAGUGUUGCUGCUAGCAGGGAGCAGUGCUGGAGGGACUGGAGUGCUCCUAAACGUGGAUCGAGUGGCAGAGCAGCUGGAGGAGAUGGGUUAUCAAGGCAUCCAGGUUCGAGGCUUGGCUGACUCCGGAUGGUUCUUGGAUAAUAAACAGUAUCGCAGAACUGACUGUAUUGAUACCAUAACCUGUGCUCCAACAGAAGCCAUCAGAAGAGGAAUAAGGUAUUGGAAUGGUAUUGUUCCUGAACGCUGUAAGCUGCAGUUUAAAGAGGGAGAGGAAUGGAAUUGCUUUUUUGGGUAUAAGAUUUAUCCUACUCUUCGAUGUCCAGUGUUUGUUGUCCAGUGGCUCUUUGAUGAGGCCCAGCUUACUGUAGACAAUGUACACCUCACUGGCCAGCCUGUUCAGGAAGGGCAGUGGCUCUACAUCCAGAAUCUGGGUAGGGAGCUGAGAAACACCUUGAAGGAUGUGACUGCUAGCUUUGCUCCUGCCUGUUUGUCUCAUGAGAUCAUUACACGCAAUCACUGGACAGACAUCCAGGUGAAGGGGACGUCACUACCCCGUGCCCUGCACUGCUGGGAUCGGAGCCUACACGAGAGCAACAAAAACGGGAAGGCCCCUCUGAAAGGCUGCCCAAUUCAUCUGAUUGACAGCUGUCCAUGGCCUCACUGCAACCCCUCGUGCCCCACUAUCAGGGACCAGUUCACAGGGCAGGAGAUGAAUGUCAUCCAGUUCCUCAUGCACAUGGGUUUUGAUGUUCAGAAGAUGGCACAGCAACAGGGCCUGGAGCCCAGUAAACUUCUGGGGAUGCUCAGCAGUGGUAACUAGGAAGGGGUCUUCAGAGGGGCAGAAAGAUUAGAUCAGGAGGAGACUAAGCCCUUCUCCCACACUUUCUAAUCUUCUUCCUUACGCUCAUGCAGGCAGACGCACGCUCACACCCAUGCAUGCUCAAACCUGUACACGCCCACGUGCUCCCACACUCUUGCACACUUAGGAUGUGUCACGAAAACAAACAAACAAACAAACAAAAGACAAUUUCUUGCUUACACUAUUUGACUGGAACUCGUUACCUCCAAACUCCAGGGCUCAGUUUUGGCCAUUCACAUCCUCUUCCUGUGUUACACAAGGCAAUCUGAUACAGGGAGUAGCAAAGCCAUAAAUAGCAUCAAUGAGAACCUUCCCCAGAUCUAAGACUUCUUCUCUUGCCAUGAGUUUUACAUCAUAGACUCGAUUCAAGUGGUGGGAAAAACAAAACAAAACAAAACGAGGCAAGCACUGGAUUUCUUUUGUCCAACUAGAAGUGAAGGAAUGAUUACAUGACUUCCUGGAGGUCAGCAUCUCAUGAUGAGUCAUAAUGUACAAACCCAGGACACGUGCUAGGGAUGGACUCUCUUGUACUCAAUUUACUUUUUGUAUUAUUUUAUUAAAUGACUUUUUAAUUACUUUUUUUUUUUUUAACUAAGCAAGAAAUAUAAAUGAUAUUGUUUUGUAACAUAUUUUUUUUUAAAUAACGAAGAAACCUCUUUGCUACUUUGGCAAUGUGGACAUAUUUAUUUUAAUAUGUAAAAUGCUAUUUAUAAGGGCUGACCGGAGAACCAUACCUAUGUCUUUGUAAAGUUGUAUAUGCUGCUCAUUCAGAUGGGUUAUCCUUAUGAUCACUUGUGCCUGGGAGAGGGCUGAGGGUGGUAUUGACAUUUUUGUAUUAAUUAGACUUCUGUCUUCCCCUUGCAACGUGCUUUGUCGUCGUUUCUCUGAUGAAGAGGUUGUCCUGUGAGGUCUUAAGUACAGAGACUUUCACCCAGCAGCCGAUGUUUGCAUACUUGCACAGCAUUUUCAGCAUGACUGAUUUGCCAGGUGGUCCAGGGCAUUGCAUUGUAAGAUGCAAGGAGAUCUGGUUUUGCAGCAAAGCCUCUAUUCUAGUGAGAGAAAUGUUUGAUCAGACCAUCUGUCCUGUCUUAAAAUGGGGAGCAUUUGGAACAUAAAAGGCAGAGAACAAGACAAGCACCAACAUAUUUCUAUUCUUCUAGUCAUUUGCAAACACACCCACCUCAGAACAUAGAGAAUCCCCUUUGAUGGUAAUGGGAGGAGAAGGAGGGAGGGAUGAGGAAUGUGUGACUGAAACUGGAACUAGGGAGAGGCUGUUCCUUAGAGGGGAAAGCACAGAGGCAGCCCCAGAAAAGCUUUAAUCUGUAGUGUACUGCAGCUGGUGUGGACAGCCUUGCACAAACAGCAUUGUUCACGUCCAUUCCACACAAGUUGUCAAUACCAACGUUGCACUUGCUUGCACUUGUGUCAGGUUACACUAAGUGUAGGCCACAGAAAAUUGGGGCCUCAUUUUAGAAAAAUUCCAUGCACAUUCAAGAUAGGUCUUGUCAGGUUGAAGUGGUAGUGCUGUUUGUAAGAUCCAUUGUCUUGAGUGAGUAAACACAAAAGUGAACAAAACUGCAGCCAUUUGGUUAUCUUUCACGGGCUUCAUCAAACAGUUGGGCAGUAGCACGCAGGAGGUUAGCUGUCCUGCUGUGCAAGAUGGGUUUUAUAGAUGUUUAAAAAGUA